GGAGCUUCACAAGCCGGGAAUAGACACACAGAUCCGGGUCCACACACGGAAUAUCACACGCGGUGACACAGGAGGAGGAACAGGAGGAGGACGAGGAGGAAGAGGAGGUGGGAGACAAAGUGGAACUAAAUGAAGACUUUGUGAACAUGUGCAGAGAAAGGGCUGGUCCUUUCGCUGCAGACACUUCCACAGAUGCUUUGGCCCAGAGAAAGAUGGAAACCAACGCGGAAAACUCAAGCCAAUCCUGCAGCACGACUCCUAUGGACUGAGCCAACCGGGACCUCGCCCAAGUAUUCUCCACGUACUGCCGACAUCUGACCCCGAAAGCCCCCGAAUCUCGCCAUGACCUCGGAGCUGGAGAGCAGUCUGACCUCCAUGGACUGGUUGCCGCAGCUCAGCAUGAGAGCCGCUAUUCAAAAAACUGACCCCGGGCAUCACUACCACCACCACGGGCACCACCUGCACGGGCCCCACCACCUCAUCGGGCACCAGCAUCACGGGACGGGCGCAAAGAAGAUCGCGCACCUGGACCAGAACACCACGCUCGACCAGGAGGAGGCGGCGCAGCACAGAGACGGGAAACCGCCGUACAGCUACGCCAGCCUGAUAACCUUCGCCAUCAACGGGUCGCCGCGGAAACGCAUGACCCUGAGUGAAAUUUACCAGUGGAUCUGUGAUAACUUCCCCUACUACAGAGAGGCGGGGAGCGGCUGGAAGAACUCCAUUCGUCACAAUCUGUCCUUGAACAAGUGCUUCCUCAAAGUCCCUCGCUCCAAAGAUGACCCCGGAAAAGGUUCAUAUUGGGCCAUAGACACCAACCCCAAAGAGGACUCCGUGCCCAGCCGACCCAAGAAGAGGCCUCGGUCUGGGGAGAGGGCAUCCACUCCGUACAGUCUGGAGUCGGAGUCUUUGAGGAUGGACUGCAUCAUGUCUGGAGGAGCUUCCCCGACAUUGGGCAUCAACUCUGUCACUAACAAGGUGGCGCUCUACAACCCCGAACCAGAGGGGAGCCACAGUCCUGGGAGUCUGGGAGGCAGCCUCAGUAACAGCCUGUCCGACCAGAGCAUGUCCUCGGUCACAAUCAACAACAUAAAUAACCUAAAUAACCUGAACAGCAUGAGCACAGCAGGAGGGAGUGGCACCAGCGCACACGGAUACACCCCGGUGAGCAGUCACUCGGACCCCCCUCAGCCCCCUCCUCCUGCGCCCCAGUCCCAGUACGGUCUCCCCGGCCUGCCCGUCCCGGACGCGGCCAGGGACAAGGCGCUCUGCUUCUCCGACUUCGAGGACCUCAGCGCUUCUUUCCGCAGCCUGUACAAGUGUGUGUUUGAGCAGUCCUUCUCUCAACAAGGUUUGAUGGGUCUCCCCUCGGACUCGGGCCCCCAGUCCAGGACGUCGUGCUCGUACCAGCCCUCCCCCCUCCAGAUCCCCCCUGUGCCCCCCUCCCAUCACCAUCAGCAGCACCUCCAGCCCCACCCGCAGCACCCCGCAGCACCCGCAGCACCCGCAGCCACUGUCCCACCAGAGCCACAGCACACAGCCCUGCUCCAGCACAGCUGUUUUUCUGACCCAGGCCUGUCCUCAGACUGGUAUCCAAACCUGGACUGGCUCAAAGAGAGCUGCCGCAUCGCCACCAGCUACAACUGGGCCGACGUCGACCUUUCACCCUUUCAAGGUCUGAAGGAGAGCAUGCGUCAGGCAGAGCUCAAUAACUGGACUCUGGAUGCAGCACAGAUGGCUGAUUUGUGUUCGUCCAUAAACCAGUUUUUCGCCGCGACCGGUGUGAUCCCCCCACAGAGCGGCUCCCACCCUCCUCACGCCCCGCACCCGUCGCACCCUGGAGCGUCCCAGGCACAGCAGCAGCAGCACAGCGGGGGAGGCCUGCACCAGAAGAGCAGCCAGCACAACCAGCACGGACCACACAACCCACACAUCAGCACAGGGAGUUUGUACAUGGACUCCAGACAGAGCCUGUCUCUGAUGGGGCCCCCCGGAUACUCCCACCUGCCCCCCCUCAGCAGCACCGCCCCCAGUCUGACAGGCCACCACAGUCAGCUGACCCAGCCCCAGCCUCACUCUCUGGGCCCCGGACACUUCCAGGUGAGACGCAUGCUCACCACUGAUGACAUCCAGGACGAUUUCGACUGGGACUCCAUUGUCUAAAAUAACGCAAAACUGCAACAAAAAACACGAAAAAUACUAAAGAAAUACUCAAAAACUACACGUGAUUCCUGGGGACAUGCUACCGCCGCAAGGAAACUGAAGACAAUCCGAGUGACACAAAUGGAUUUCAGUUUGAAGACAAUCAUUUGGGAGAGAUUACAAACUCGAAGUGUAAAAAUAUCGUCCAAAGCGCAAAGGAUUGUGGGGUUGCGUCGCCGUUGACAACAGGGUUAACUUCCGCCAAGAUGUUGUCCAAACAUAUGUGAAGUUCUCAUGCUCUUUUCAGACCCCUAAAAGUAUUUUUGCAGAGGAAAUGACUGUCGUAGGGAACCCAGAAAUUUUAACUGCAACUUAAAUGAUUAUUUUCAUUUGCGUUUCUGUUGUUAGCAUCUCAGUACGGAAGAUAAUUUGUUCCAUUGGAUUUUUAAUUUUAAAUACCACUGAAAAAACUGAAAAAACAUGUUUGAAUUGUUUUUCAUUCAAUUUUAAGUGUACAUUAAUUCAAAAGAAAAAGACUCACCUUUUAAAUAUUCAGCACAAAUAUUUUCAAAUCUCAAAUUCAACAGUUAAAAUUCAGAUUGUAAAAAUUCGCA
Messenger RNA from Boleophthalmus pectinirostris (great blue-spotted mudskipper), 2756 nucleotides. Its product is annotated as forkhead box protein J3-like. Gene Ontology annotation, biological process: regulation of transcription by RNA polymerase II. Lineage: Eukaryota; Metazoa; Chordata; Actinopteri; Gobiiformes; Gobiidae. Gene Ontology annotation, molecular function: DNA-binding transcription factor activity, RNA polymerase II-specific; RNA polymerase II cis-regulatory region sequence-specific DNA binding. The transcript has 14 exons. Gene Ontology annotation, cellular component: nucleus. The record is from RefSeq and is a predicted model, not a curated record. Bases 343 to 2163 code for a protein of 606 amino acids.